AAGGAUUAUCUUAACCUCUCCAAGGUUGUGAUGGGGAUCGUUGAGGACCGGAAUAAGCCCCAAGGUUUCCAUCCCCAGCGGGACCCCCUUGGGAGUGGUGCACCACCAGUUCCUCGCGAGGACCCCUCGGAAGCCCUUGUGCAUCAGGCUAAUGGAAGCAGGAGCAGCAGUGGAGCCAACAGCCGCAAGAAGGGCGCCUGCGGUGGACGCCUCCAGCCCACUCAGCCAUCCGGCCAAGGGAUCUGCAACUUCUGCAGAUUUAACGGAGAGUCCAAGAAGUUCUAUUCUUCUCACCAAUUGCAAAGAGCUGAUGGGGUGGUCACCUGCCCCAUCUUGCGCAAGUACACAUGUCCGAUCUGUGGAGCCACUGCCGACAAGGCCCACACGCGGACACAUUGCCCCCUCAAUCGAGGGGAACAGUUCAUAUACCGCAAGUGUGGACGCAACUCAGCCGGACGCAUGGUGAAGAGAUAA
Messenger RNA from Candoia aspera, 474 nucleotides. Its product is annotated as nanos homolog 2-like. The record is from RefSeq and is a predicted model, not a curated record. The coding region runs from base 31 to 474 and encodes 147 amino acids. Gene Ontology annotation, biological process: oogenesis; negative regulation of translation. Gene Ontology annotation, molecular function: mRNA binding; zinc ion binding. The transcript has a single exon. Gene Ontology annotation, cellular component: perinuclear region of cytoplasm. Lineage: Eukaryota; Metazoa; Chordata; Lepidosauria; Squamata; Candoiidae.